Molecule: messenger RNA, 801 nt
Organism: Talaromyces rugulosus
Lineage: Eukaryota; Fungi; Ascomycota; Eurotiomycetes; Eurotiales; Trichocomaceae
Exons: 2
Coding region: 1-801 (266 amino acids)
Biological process (GO): regulation of transcription by RNA polymerase II
Cellular component (GO): nucleus
Source: RefSeq, a predicted model, not a curated record
AUGGGCGACGGUACAGACUAUCCCAGUCCAAGAAGUGAAGGGCCGAGCGGACCGAGCGCUAUCCUCAUUGCUGCUCCCGAAUCGCUUUCGCCUCCAAAAAUGACCGACUCUAUUUCAAACCCUGCGACAGAUGGAACGCGCCCGAGGCUGUCGGUGCGCCGGUCGCGCGAUCCCCCCAAGAACGAGGUCAACCAGAUCUACUGCGACCAUACCGACUGCCAGUCGAAUCCGCCCACAUUUCGCCGCCCGUGUGAAUGGAAUAAACACAUGGACAAGCACGAUCGGCCUUACAAAUGCAUGGAACCAGGAUGUGACAAAAUUCAGGGAUUUACAUACUCGGGUGGCCUUCUCCGACACCAACGCGAAGUGCACAAGAAAAAUGCGACCGCCAAAAAGUUGCUCAUGUGUCCGUACGGCGACUGUAACCGCAGCAAAGGCGAUGGUUUUACCAGGCAAGAAAAUCUGAAGGAGCACCUGCGACGCCGCCAUAUGCACACGGAUACGGGAUCUUCUUCGGAGCUUUCAGCACUUGCGGUUGCCGAGGUCGAAGGACUCAAGUCGACGUUCUUGGAGCAAAGCCCGAAUAGUCUAAAGCGCAAACACGAUGCUACCGAGUCGCCACUAGACGUUCUGGAAGGAGAUGGGGACGAUUCAGUGGACCUUCACGACGAGGUGAAGCGCCUGCGGCGUGAAGUCGAGGAGAAGGACCGACGCUUGGAGGAACUGGAGAGGAUAGUCGCUGGUCUGCAGCAAUCGAUUCCUCAACCCGGCUUGUCGGUAGUUGCUACUAGCGAAGUUUGA